Messenger RNA from Labeo rohita (rohu), 1081 nucleotides. Its product is annotated as transmembrane protein 60-like. Lineage: Eukaryota; Metazoa; Chordata; Actinopteri; Cypriniformes; Cyprinidae. The transcript has 2 exons. The record is from RefSeq and is a predicted model, not a curated record. The coding region runs from base 439 to 816 and encodes 125 amino acids.
ACGAGACCGACGGCGAAUUGUGCGCAGGCGUGAACGCGCUUCGUGAAUAAUGCUCGAGUACUGUCGCCCUCUGCAGGUCACGCGACAGAAGCGCUUCAGCCCGUCCGGUCGCGUUCUUUAGCCUCUCAUAACCGCCGGCGUGACAAUACCGUCUGUCUAGCUGAAAUAAGCGAUAACAAACCGUUACACAAUAUCUGAAACGAGGGUCAGCUGAUCGGUGUUUCUAUGGACGCCAAUAUUCCACACAUCCGGGACAAGCUGCUGAACCCGGAAACAGAUUCGCAGUGUGAUUGACAGCUGCAGACAACGCCGCGCAUCCUAACAAAUCCAAAGAACGAUUCGCUCCGGUCUGAUUCCGAUGAGGAUCGUCUAAUUACGGGUCAGAUGAGAGUUGGCGGAUGAUCCUACAGGCUUCGGAGGGACUGUUUGUCGGCCCAGAUGUCUCUGGCUCAGCGGGUUCUUCUCACCUGGAUCUUCACGCUCAUCUUCCUCAUCCUGCUGGUGCUGAAGCUGGAUGGCAAGGUCAAAUGGAGCUGGUUCCUGAUCUUCCUGCCCGUCUGGAUCUUUGACAGCAUCCUGCUGCUGAUGUUGGGCGUGAAGGUGGCGGGACGCUGCCGGGCGGGUUACGACCCGCGGCUGAGGGUCUGGUAUCUUCUGGCUCUGAUGAUGAAGGUGGGCUUCUGCGUGACUCUGUGCGCGCGGCUGGAGCAGCUCACCAACCUGCGGCUGCUGCUCAUCUGUGUCCCGCUGUGGACGCUGCUGACCGGAGCCAUGAUCCAGCUGGGAUACAACAUCCUGCCCCAGCGCACAGACUGACACACACACACACACACACACACACAUAUGUAUAUGGACAUAUCGCAGUCAUAUAAACACACACACGGUCAUUCAGUCUCAAGCAUUUGUACAUAAUCACACUUCAGUGUUUCUACAGAGACUAAACAUUCUGCUGUUUCUGUUCCUCCUCGUUUUUAGAGAAAUUUGACUCAAAAAUGAAUUUUGUACAUUACACGUUUCAAGGUAAUAUGUGGAUUUACAUGUGUGUUUUGAUUUUGUAAAUAUACAUAUGCGUGUGUGCUCA